Messenger RNA from Cryptomeria japonica (Japanese cedar), 960 nucleotides. RefSeq lists its product as uncharacterized. The transcript has 3 exons. Gene Ontology annotation, molecular function: nucleic acid binding. The coding region runs from base 1 to 960 and encodes 319 amino acids. Lineage: Eukaryota; Viridiplantae; Streptophyta; Pinopsida; Cupressales; Cupressaceae. The record is from RefSeq and is a predicted model, not a curated record. Gene Ontology annotation, biological process: DNA integration.
AUGGCAGAAGGGAUUCCAGAGGAGCGAGAACUGGAUGAUUCAGAAGAUCUUCCCAAGGUGUUGUUUAUCAGCACCAUUGAUGAAUGGUAUUCUAAUAUAGAUUUUUUUUUUACUUAUGGUGAAUGUCCACAACAUUUGUCAUUCAAGGAAAAUAGGAGUAUCAAGCUGAAAGCUGCAAAAUUUGUAUUAUGGGAUACUGGUUUUAAUAAAAGAGCAAUUGAUGCAUUACCAUUGAGACUGGUGAUUGUUGAAGAACCUUUCUGGCAAUGGGACAUUGAUUUCAUUGGUGUGAUCAAUCCUUCUUCAAGUGUAGGCCAAUCAUUUCUCAAGGAGAAUAUUAUUUCUAGAUUUGGUGUUCCAUACAAGAUCGUGACUGGUAAUGCAGCCACAUUUUCUUCCUCUGAAAUUACACAAUUUUACUUUGAAUAUGGUAUUUUGUUAACUCAUUCAUCCGAUUAUUACCCCCAAGGUAAUGGUCAGGCGGAAUCAAGUAACAAGAAUGUGAUUACCAUUAUUCGCAAACUUGUGGAAGAGAACCAAAGGUCUUGGAAUAAGGUUCUUUAUGAUGCUUUAUGGGUGGACAAAAUUAGACCCAAAAGGGCUAUUGGUAUGUCUCCAUUUCAGCUUCUUUAUGGGAUCAAUGUAGAAAUACCCGUCACUUUGGAACUUCCUGCUCUUAAAUUGGCUAAAGCAAUUGAAGAUCAAACUUUCGAGAAUGAUUUAGACAAGAGGAUCAUGUACCUUUCUCAGUUGGAAGAACAAAGAACACAAGUGGUGGAUCAGAUCGCUCAGCACCAACAAGUCAAAGUCCUUUUUGAAAAAAAAGUAAAGAAAAGAGGGUUCCAAGUGGGUGAUAGUGUUUUACUUUGGGAUAAGCGAAGGGAACCGAAAGGUUUACAUGGAAAAUUUAACUCUUUGGCGAGGACCCUUCACUAUUCACUGUAUUGCUGGAGAAGAUAG